Molecule: messenger RNA, 2061 nt
Organism: Pochonia chlamydosporia 170
Lineage: Eukaryota; Fungi; Ascomycota; Sordariomycetes; Hypocreales; Clavicipitaceae
Exons: 3
Coding region: 1-2061 (686 amino acids)
Biological process (GO): carbohydrate metabolic process
Source: RefSeq, a predicted model, not a curated record
AUGAGACUGACGAAACGUUUCCUAGCCGCUCAGGUUCCUCUAGGUGCGCUGUUCGGAGCAGCAUCAGCUAGAACACUCCAACCGUGGCAUUAUGCUCCCCUUCCACUCGGAGUCGUCAAGCCUACUGGCUGGUUGCAAGGGGAGAACCAGGCAAUGGCCGAUGGGCUUUUUGGCCAUGAACACGAUUUUUACAUUUUUGUAAAUGAGUCAAGCUGGCUGAACAAACCGGGCACUGGAGGUGUUGAAUACAGCAAUCUCAAUGAAGCGUUGCCGUAUUGGUUCAACUCCAUUGUGCCCAUGGCAUAUACCCUUGAUAAUGACAGACUCAAGGGCCAGGCACACGCUGUUGCCAAAUCAGUUCUAGGAUGGCAGGCUAAUGACGGCUGGAUUGGUCCUGAAGUUGGGCAGUUCAGAAACUUUUGGGCUCGGACACCCAUGUUUCUUGGUCUGAUUCAGCUGGUUGAAGCAGACAAGUCGUGGGAGAAGCAAGUCGUUGACAGCCUGCAGCGCUUCAUGGUCCUGGCAAACAAGAUGCUGAAAAAUAACAGCGAGGGAUUCACAAGAUGCGAUGGCGCCGUCGACUGUACAUGGGGCCAGGCUCGUAUCCACGAUCUCAUCAUCACGAUUCAGUGGCUCCUUGAAAACUACCCCUCAAAGCAAGACGCACUCUUGUGGGAGAAUAUGGAUAUGUUCACCGCCCAGAACAAGUACAAAUGGGACGUAUGGUAUACCGAGUCUACAUAUCCCAAGGUCGUGAAGCCAACCAAUGAGUUGGCACCGUACAUCCAUGGUGUAAAUGUUGGACAAGGUCUCAAGGCACCGUCCGUUAUAUAUCGCAUCAACGGCACCAGGAGCCUGAUUCAAAAGAGCAACGAUGCCGUUGACUGGGCGUUUAAAUAUCAUGGCUCAGCCUCGGGGACUAUUCUUGCGGAUGAGCAUCAAACUGGAUUGCAGCCAUACAUGGGGGCUGAAUUAUGCACAGCCGUCGAAACCAGCUACUCGUUGGCGUAUCUCUAUCAGAUUCUGGGAAGCAACUCCUUUGCUGACCGAGCUGAGCGCACCAUAUUCAACUCUUUCCCUGUCAUGAUGACUGGCGACAAAUGGGCACACCAGUAUAUGGCCCAGUCAAACCAGCCUUGGGCUAUCAACACCACCAAACCAGACGGAAACACGCCUCCCGUAUUCACAACGGCCAACAACGGCGUCUCAACGACUUUUGGAAUGGAACCACUCUACCCGUGCUGCACCGUGAACCAUGGACAAGGCUACCCCAAGUUCAUUUCAAACAGUUGGGUCGCCGUCGGCAAAAAGGGUAUCGGCCACGCCCUCCUCAGCCCAUCCAAGGUUUCUACAACCGUCAAUGGCGGAGCCGUCACCAUCACUUGUGACACAAAGUACCCCUUCGACAUGACCCUGACAUAUGCCGUCAACGCAAAGAGCGACUUUGACUUUUACCUCCGCGUUCCAGACUGGGCCAACAGCUUCACCAUCACGGCUAAACGCGACGCAGAAACAGUUUCAGACGUCGUAGAGGGCAAGAAUCAGCGAGGCAUGCAGAAGAUUUCGCUCAAGGCUGGAACCACCAAUGUCAAAUAUGUCAUCGCCACUCAGAUCCGCACAGAAGCUCGCUCCGGCGACACCGUUGCCGUCUUCUUCGGCAAUAUGCUCUACGCUCUUGAUGUGGGCUUCUCACAAACCUCUUCUUAUCCCCACGCCUACAACAACCCUAAGGGUCCUGGGUUGGACUACCUUCCGUUUAAACAACUUCGUGACUACUACAUCAAGAGCACCAAGCCCUGGAAUGUCGCCAUCGACCCCUCGACGCUGAAGUACAACGGUGCUGAUGGCCAGCAGCUCAAGGACCCGAUCUUUGAACAUGGCGCGCCGCCUAACUUCAUGACCGUGCAGGGCUGUGAGAUCAAAUGGGGCUUGUACAUGGAUACGACGCCCGACUGGCCACCUGCUGAUAGAAAAUGCACUGGGGAGAGGAAGACUUAUAGACUGAUACCAUUUGGAGCCGCCAAGGUACACAUGUCGGAUCUGCCUGUUGUUAAGUUUUAG